Microtus ochrogaster (prairie vole) is the source of this 2770-nucleotide messenger RNA. RefSeq names its product interacts with SUPT6H, CTD assembly factor 1 (gene Iws1). Gene Ontology annotation, biological process: poly(A)+ mRNA export from nucleus. NCBI's taxonomy places the organism in Eukaryota, Metazoa, Chordata, Mammalia, Rodentia, Cricetidae. The record is from RefSeq and is a predicted model, not a curated record. Gene Ontology annotation, cellular component: nucleus.
GGCGCCAUUUUGGCCCCAGAGGUGCUUCUGGGAAGUUGCGCGCGGACCUUCACUUAGCCGGCCUGUGAGGUACGGCCCUUUCGGGUAGCUGGCGUGUCGGGAUCGGGGCGUUUGCGCCGGCCGCGGCCGACUUCUCCGGACCCUCGGACGAGGCCGAGGCGCGGCGCCGCCGAGGGAGGUCACUCUGCCAGGAAGGACGUGACGGGGGCGGCGCGUGUCGCGGACACUCCCCGCCGAGAGCCCGCCCGCCAUGGACUCGGAGUACUACAGCGGGGACCAGUCAGAUGAUGGUGGUGCUACCCCAGUCCAGGACGAGCGGGAUUCGGGGUCCGAUGGUGAGGAGGAUGUCAAUGGGCAGCACUCCGGAUCCGACACUGGGAGUGGAGAACAGCAUUCAGAGAAUGAAACUAGCGAUCGAGAAGAUGGCUUGAACAAGAGACUUAAUGGAACAGACUCUGAGAACGAUGAGCCCUCCAAUCUUAAUGCCAGUGAUUCUGAAAGUGAGGAACUUCACAGGGCAAAGGACAGUGACUCUGAAUAUGAGGAGCAUGCAGAGUCUCCUGCAAGUUAUUCUGAAAAUGAAGACGUCAACCAGCAUGGGAGCGACUCUGAAAAUGAAGAGCUUCUUAAUGGACAUGCAAGUGACUCAGAAAAGGAAGAGGUUAGAAAGCAUGCUGCCAGUGACUCUGAAGCUGAGGACACUCUACAGCCUCAGGUCAGUGAGUCGGACAGCGAAGAUCCCCCAAGGCCCCAGGCCAGUGACUCAGAAAAUGAGGAGCCUCCCAAACCUCGUAUAAGUGACUCAGAAAGCGAGGAGCUCCCCAAACCUCGGAUCAGUGACUCGGAAAGUGAGGAGCCCCCAAGGCCACAGGCCAGUGACUCAGAAAGUGAGGAGCUCCCCAAACCCCGAGUCAGCGACUCAGAAAGUGAGGAGCCUCCACGGCCACAGGCCAGUGACUCGGAAAGUGAGGAGCUCCCCAAACCCCGAGUCAGCGACUCAGAAAGUGAGGAGCCUCAGAAAGGACCUGCUAGUGAUUCGGAAACCGAGGAUGCCUCCAGACCCAAACACAAGCCAGAGUCAGACGACAGUGAUGCAGAGAAUAAGAGGGAAGAUUCGGAAAUGCAGAAUGAGUCAGAGGGCCAUGCAGACAGAAAAAGACUCCACAGCUCUGACAGUGAGGAGGAGGAAGAACCGAAAAGGCAGAAACUGGAUAGUGAUGAAGAUGAAGAAAAGGAGGGGGAUGAGGAGAAAGUAGCAAAGCGGAAGGCUACUGUGCUUUCUGAUAGUGACGAUGAAGAAAAAGCAUCAGCAAAGAAGAGUCGAGUUGUCUCUGAUCCUGACGAUUCUGAUAGUGAUGUUGUAUCAGACAAGUCAAGUAAAAAAGAGAAGACAGCAGCAUCUGACAGUGAAGAAGAAGAAGGAGGGAAAGAAGAAUCAUCUGGAAAAAAAAAUGAAGAGAAGGACCUAUUUGGGAGUGACAGUGAAUCAGGCAAUGAAGAAGAAAAUCUUAUUGCAGAUAUAUUUGGAGAAUCUGGUGAUGAAGAAGAAGAGGAAUUUACAGGCUUUAACCAAGAGGAUUUGGAGGAAGAGAAGAAUGAAACACAGCUGAAAGAAGCUGAAGACUCGGACUCUGAUGAUAACAUCAAAAGAGGAAAGCAUAUGGACUUUCUGUCGGAUUUUGAGAUGAUGUUACAACGAAAAAAGAACAUGUGUGGCAAACGUAGGCGAAAUCGAGAUGGGAGUACUUUUAUUAGUGAUGCAGAUGACGUUGUGAGCGCCAUGAUUGUAAAGAUGAAUGAAGCUGCUGAGGAAGACAGGCAAUUGAAUAAUCAAAAGAAGCCAGCACUGAAAAAAUUAACCUUAUUGCCUACUGUGGUUAUGCACCUUAAAAAGCAGGAUCUUAAAGAAACAUUUAUUGACAGUGGUGUGAUGUCUGCCAUCAAAGAAUGGCUUUCACCUUUACCAGAUAGAAGUUUGCCUGCACUGAAGAUUCGGGAAGAAUUGUUGAAGAUUCUGCAAGAGCUACCUAGUGUAAGCCAGGAGACCCUGAAGCAUAGUGGGAUUGGACGAGCUGUGAUGUAUCUGUAUAAACACCCCAAGGAAUCAAGGUCCAACAAGGAUAUGGCAGGGAAAUUAAUCAAUGAGUGGUCUCGGCCUAUAUUUGGACUUACCUCCAACUAUAAAGGAAUGACAAGAGAAGAAAGGGAGCAGAGAGAUCUAGAACAAAUGCCUCAGCGGCGAAGAAUGAGCAGCACUGGUGGUCAGACACCGCGAAGAGACUUGGAGAAGGUGCUGACAGGAGAGGAAAAGGCUCUUAGACCUGGAGAUCCUGGCUUCUGCGCCCGUGCUAGAGUCCCAAUGCCAUCAAACAAGGACUAUGUCGUCAGACCCAAGUGGAAUGUAGAAAUGGAGUCAUCCAGGCCUGGCAUUCUUAAAAAGGGCCUAAGUCGGUUGGAAAAGCAUAAGAGGCGGUUUGCAGAACAGAAGAGGCUCAGCAAAAUGCACCGUGCUGUCAAGUUCAGCAUUGAAGGCAACAGAAUGCCCCUGUAGUCCUGGCCCUGCCAGAGUGUGUAUACAAGAGGUAUUCCCAAGGAAGCAUGAGCUGUGCAUGGGCUUGAGUUGCCAGCAGAGUGGAAACAAGUGUGUGCUUUUUUAGUCAGCCAAGGUGAUCCUGGCCAGCAUCCUGAGACAUAAGGCCUCUGAAUCCUUAGGAGUUGGUACUGGGGUCCCCUUCUAUGUCAGUAUCCUAGAGACUAAUAGAUCAUUACU